Messenger RNA from Rotaria sp. Silwood2, 2595 nucleotides. The record is from the annotation of a GenBank genome assembly. Lineage: Eukaryota; Metazoa; Rotifera; Eurotatoria; Philodinida; Philodinidae.
AUGAAUGUACAAGUAAAGAAAAUUCAAAUACUUUAAUAUUGUAAUUGUAAUCCAAUUGGUUCAUUGCGAUCGUCAUGUGAUCCCCAAACAGAUUCUUGUUAUUGUCGACCAGCUGUUGGUGGACUAAGUUGUUCACAUUGUGAAAAUGAAUAUUGGGCUUUUUCUCGUAUACUAACACAUAAUAAUACUGGCUGUACUCCUUGUGGUUGUCAUCCAUAUGGUUCAAUACGAAAAGAUUGUUUACAAGAUACUGGGCAAUGUUCAUGUCAUUCAUUUGCUAUGGGUCGUCAAUGUGAUAUAUGUGUUGAUUCAUCUUUAAUAUUAACUGAUCAUGGAUGUGUUAAUUUACAUAAAAAUCGUUAUCGACGUCAACGAACAUGUCGAGAUUUAACAUGUCUUUUUGAUGGAAUAUGUGAAAUAUUAAAUGGUUAUCCUCGUUGUACAUGUCAUCAUAUAAGUUGUACAAAUGAAGAACAAUACUUAAUGAAUAUAUGUGCAUCAGAUGGACGAACUUAUCAAUCAAUAUGUGAUAUUAAACGACAACAAUGUUUAAAACAAUAUGAAAUUGUUUUAAUGUAUCCCGGUGUUUGUAAUGGAAUUGAUGAAGAUUUGAAAUUCGAACAAGAUAAUAUUUUGAAUCGUGAAUUACAAAUGAUAACAAUUGAUUCAAAACGAUGUAUAACAGAUAAAGAUUGUGGAGAAAAUAUGGUUUGCUUAUCAGAAUUUUGCGAAUGUGAAAAACAAAAAUAUAAACGUAUACCAGGACCACAAUGUGUUAUGCCUCCAUCAGUUUCCUUACGAUCAAAUCAUACAGUAAUUCCUAUUCAUCAUAUAUCAGAUGGUAUUUGUAUGCAAUGGAAUCCAUGUAAAAAUCAUGCUAUAUGUCAAGAUCAAACAAAUCAAAAUUAUACAUGUUUAUGUUCAUUCGGAUGGAAAGGACAUAAUUGUGAUCAAAAAAUUGAAAUAACUAUUCCACAUUUUAAUCAACAAUCUUAUUUAAAACUCAAAUUAUCAGAACCAAUAAAAUAUAUUGAUCUUACGUUUGCAACAGAACAUAAUGAUGGUUUGAUUUUAUAUUGUGACAAUAAAUUAACAGAAUUAUACUUUACGAUUUCAAUACGAAAUAAAAUUAUCGAUAUAACUAUUCGUUCUGAUCGUUUUAUUUCAACAAUUCAAUUAUCUGAUAUAAUUGAUCUUAAUACAUAUGUUCGUUUACAAAUUCAGAUUUUAUAUAAUGAAAUACAAGUUCGAUUAAAUAAUGGAAAGCUUUUGUCAAGAUUAUUACCAUUUAAUAUUGUGUUGACAAAUAUAUUACACAUAGGUGGAUUACCAAUAUCAUUUCAUUCUCUUUCACAAUAUUUUGACGUCAAUGAAGGUUUUCAAGGAUGUAUUCAUGAAUUAUUAAUUAAUGAAAGACAAAUUAUGUUUAAUACUACAGAACAUAUUGGUCAAAAUAUUGAUGAAUGUAUAGGAAAUCCAUGCCGAUCAGUUUCAUCUAGAAAUAGAAUUCGAUGUAUACCGAUAAGAAAUAAUGAUGUAAAUAGUUAUAAAUAUUUCGAUAAUGAUCAUUCAAUAAUCGAUCGAUGUUUAACAAAACCAUGUGAAAUAAAUCAACAAUGUAUUAAUGUACAUCCGAAUAAUUAUAUGUGUAUAUGUGUAAAUUGUUCAUUAAAUAAUCUAUAUAUUGCUGGAUUUCAUUCGAAUAGUUAUAUUAAACAUUUACCAUUUCAAUCAUUGAAAGAUACAGAAAGAUUUAAAAUUGAACUAUGGUUUCUAUCUGAAAGUUCAUCAGGUUUACUUAUUUAUAGUGAACAUAUUAAUUUCAAAAAGGGUUAUUUUAAACUUAAUUUAGAACGAAAAAUGCUUAUAUUUGAUAUUAUUAUUGGUAGUAAGCGUAUUUUACUCAGUUCUCGAUAUCCAAUUGAAUUGAAUAAAUGGCAUCAAUGUUUAAUUGAAAUCUAUAGUCAAAAAUUAUCUUUAAUUCUCGAUCAAGAAUCACCUGUUAUAUCUUAUGAAUUAGUUUCUUCGAAUAUGUUAUGGCCUCGUUCAUUUACAUUUAUUGGUUAUCUACCUAAUCAAUAUCGAUCAAUAAAUACUUCGAUAUUCGAAGGAUUUCGUGGAGCAAUACAAAAAAUUAUUUUAAAUAAUCAUUCAUUAAAUGAUAUUCGUCGAAACGCUAUUGAAUUAUUUAAUAUAACUGAAUAUCAUGGUUAUCCUUGUCAACCAAAUCCAUGUACAUUGAAUAGAAAAUGUUGUCAAAUAGAAUUAAAUAAUUAUACUUGUAUUGAAGAAUUAAAACGAAAUGAUACAUCACUUGAACUUGAUGGAACAAUAAAUGCUAUGUAUUCAUAUAUACCUUCAAAUUUACGUCGAAAUUAUUUUGAUUUCUUAUUAAAAACAAAACAUUCUUGGGGACUUAUUUUUUAUAUUGGUGAAACAUCGUUAUCAUUUUUUUCAAAUUAUCUAUCGUUAAUAAUUGUUAAUGGAUUUCUACAAUUGGCAAUUAAAAUUGAUAAAAAUUCAAGUGUUGCUUUAUUAAAAUCACAAAUACGAAUUGAUGAUGGUCAAUGGCAUCAUAUUGAAAUAGAACGGUAG